Messenger RNA from Mycena indigotica, 765 nucleotides. RefSeq names its product Alternative cyclin Pcl12. The coding region runs from base 1 to 765 and encodes 254 amino acids. The transcript is spliced from 6 exons. The record is from RefSeq and is a predicted model, not a curated record. Lineage: Eukaryota; Fungi; Basidiomycota; Agaricomycetes; Agaricales; Mycenaceae.
AUGUCAGCAUACGGUGCACUCGUUAAAUCGAUCACGCUUUCGGAGCCCCUGGGGUCUACUAUCUGGUAUAUGCGCUCGGGAGCCGAAGGACACGUCUCUGUUCACCAUCUUACACUUGCGGCUGCAAAACUACUCCCUGGACUGAUCGACUACCUCGGUGAAGUCAUGGCCGGUGUUGUGGAAGAAGGGCAAACCUAUCCCCAAGAAACCCUUCUUCUUGACGCCUUUGAGGCAUAUUUCUUCGCAGGCGAUGUCUUCAUCGCGAUCAUUCCUCAAUCCGGCGCUAGCGUAGCACCUGUUGAAGGCUCGGAGACCAAACAGACUCUCCAAGAAGCACGGAAUGGUCGGCCUUGGGUAGACUGUUGGUGUCGCUGGCUACUAUUACGUGAAACCCAACUAUCCCGGCCGAUCCUCUCACGCGAGUCCUCCCGAUCUGUCCACCCUCGAAAUCUUUCUGACUCGGACUCCAGAUAUGCAACGGAGGCUUCGUUGUUCCAACCGUCCAUCGCGGAAGCGGGUAUGGGUCAGCGCUGGCAAAAUCACUGCGAACCCGAAUACUUUCUUAUUCUUAUCCGCCCCAACAGCGUCUUUAAUCUUGUCUAUGCCAACAAUCUUGCCUCCGUCAAAUUAUGGGAGCGCUUGAGCUUUACAAAAGCGGGUUUGAUACCCAACGCUGGGCGGCUCAGACGGAAGGAUGGGAAUGGAGAAGAGUAUGUGGAUGCAUGGGUAUUUUACAAGAGUUUCGUCGCGGGUCAAGAUUCUUAA